Messenger RNA from Equus quagga, 1203 nucleotides. It is a transcript of the gene DDI1, whose product is annotated as DNA damage inducible 1 homolog 1. Gene Ontology annotation, biological process: proteolysis. NCBI's taxonomy places the organism in Eukaryota, Metazoa, Chordata, Mammalia, Perissodactyla, Equidae. The record is from RefSeq and is a predicted model, not a curated record. The transcript has a single exon. The coding region runs from base 1 to 1203 and encodes 400 amino acids. Gene Ontology annotation, molecular function: protein binding; aspartic-type endopeptidase activity.
AUGCUGGUCACUGUGUACUGCGUGCGGAGGGACCUCUCCGAAGUAACCUUCUCCCUCCAGGUCAGCCCUGACUUCGAGCUCCACAACUUUCGGGUCCUCUGUGAGCUUGAGUCCGGUGUUCCUGCUGAAGAGACCCAGAUCAUCUACAUGGAGCGUCUCCUCACUGAUGACCACUGUUCCCUAGGCUCCUAUGGCCUCAAAGACGGCGAUGUCGUUGUUUUACUUCAGAAGGAGAAUGUGGGACCUUGGCAUCCCGGACGGACAUCAAGCCUCCCUCGAAUUGAUUUCACUGGGAUAGCCGAGCCUGGGACAUCCAGCUCCCGGCAGCAGCACCAUCAGCAGCAGCGUGCACCAUCAGCCCAGAAGGCCCAUGGCCUGGACUCUGGAGAGAAGAUGAGGUCUGCUCAAGGUCUGGACAGCCCCGCCUUGAUCCGAAGCAUGCUGCUGUCCAAUCCCCAUGAUCUGUCCCUGCUGAAGGAACGCAACCCCACCUUGGCGGAAGCCCUGCUCAGCGGAAACCUUGAGACGUUUUCUCAGGUCCUGAUGGAGCAGCAAAGGGAAAGGGCCCUGAGAGAGCAAGAGAGGCUUCGCCUCUGUUCAGCUGAUCCAUUUGAUUUGGAAGCUCAGGCCAAAAUAGAAGAAGAAAUCCGGCAGCAGAACAUUGAGGAAAACAUGAACAUAGCGAUGGAAGAGGCUCCAGAGAGUUUCGGACAAGUGGCCAUGCUCUAUAUCAACUGCAAAGUGAACGGACAUCCUUUGAAGGCUUUUGUUGACUCAGGAGCCCAAAUGACCAUUAUGAGCCAAGCUUGUGCGGAGAGAUGUAAUAUAAUACGGCUGGUUGACCGACGGUGGGCUGGGAUUGCUAAAGGAGUGGGCAUGCAGAGAAUUAUUGGCCGAAUUCAUCUGGCUCAGAUUCAAAUCGAAGGUGAUUUCUUACAAUGCUCUUUCUCUAUCCUCGAGGAGCAGCCCAUGGACAUGCUUCUAGGGCUAGAUAUGCUCAGGAGACAUCAGUGUUCCAUUGACUUGAAGAAAAACGUGCUGGUGAUCGGCACCACUGGCACACAGACUCACUUUCUUCCUGAGGGAGAGUUACCUCCAUGUGCUAAGCUGGUAAGUGGUGCUGGGCAAGAAGAGUCUUCAAACAAGGAAGCAGCAAAUACUACUAAACAUUCAGUCAUGGAUUCAGGAAGAAAAAAGCAUUGA